Cucumis melo (muskmelon) is the source of this 1427-nucleotide messenger RNA. RefSeq names its product glyceraldehyde-3-phosphate dehydrogenase. Bases 162 to 1175 code for a protein of 337 amino acids. The record is from RefSeq and is a predicted model, not a curated record. Gene Ontology annotation, molecular function: oxidoreductase activity, acting on the aldehyde or oxo group of donors, NAD or NADP as acceptor; NADP binding; NAD binding. Lineage: Eukaryota; Viridiplantae; Streptophyta; Magnoliopsida; Cucurbitales; Cucurbitaceae. Gene Ontology annotation, biological process: glucose metabolic process. The transcript is spliced from 11 exons.
CCAACUCCUUAGGUUACAACUCCCCGUUCACCCCUCCCCUCCCCUCCCUAUAUAUUCCUCAUUUCCACCCUUAACACUUCACUCAUUCCUAUUCACUCACCUAACUUUCUCCCCCAUCUCUUUCUCUUCAUCCCUUUGUUCCUCCUUUUCUUCUCACAAUCAUGGGCAAAGUUAAGAUCGGGAUCAAUGGAUUUGGAAGGAUCGGUCGCCUUGUUGCUAGAGUCGCCUUGCAGAGCGAGGAUAUCGAACUCGUUGCUGUUAAUGAUCCCUUUAUCACCACCGAUUACAUGACCUACAUGUUCAAGUAUGAUAGUGUACACGGUCAGUGGAAACACCACGAUAUCAAGGUGAAAGAUAGCAAGACUCUUCUCUUUGGGGAGAAAUCAGUCACCGUUUUCGGUACUAGGAAUCCGGAGGAGAUCCCAUGGGGGGAGGUUGGAGCUGACUAUGUUGUUGAAUCCACUGGAGUAUUCACUGACAAGGACAAAGCUGCUGCUCAUUUGAAGGGUGGUGCAAAGAAGGUUAUCAUCUCUGCACCAAGCAAGGAUGCCCCGAUGUUUGUUGUUGGUGUUAAUGAGAAGGAGUACAAGUCAGAUCUCAACAUUGUGUCCAAUGCCAGUUGCACUACCAACUGUCUUGCUCCCUUGGCCAAGGUUAUCAAUGAUAGAUUUGGAAUUGUUGAGGGUCUCAUGACGACUGUCCACUCAAUCACUGCAACCCAGAAGACUGUUGAUGGACCAUCAAUGAAGGACUGGAGAGGUGGAAGAGCCGCUUCCUUCAACAUCAUUCCCAGCAGCACUGGUGCUGCCAAGGCUGUAGGUAAAGUGUUGCCUGCUCUAAACGGAAAGUUGACAGGAAUGUCAUUCCGUGUUCCCACGGUCGAUGUCUCCGUUGUUGACCUUACCGUCAGGCUUGAAAAGAAGGCCACUUAUGAAGAUAUUAAGGCUGCCAUCAAGGAAGAAUCAGAAGGCAAGCUGAAGGGAAUUCUUGGGUACACCGAAGACGAUGUUGUGUCAACCGACUUUGUUGGUGACUGCAGGUCAAGCAUUUUUGAUGCGAAGGCUGGCAUUGCUUUGAACGACAACUUCGUGAAGAUCGUCUCUUGGUACGACAACGAGUGGGGAUACAGUUCACGUGUGAUCGACCUGAUCCGUCACAUUAACUCUGUUCAGUAAACGUUGUCUAAGAGUUCGUUCUAAAGGGAGGGGGAAGGCUUUGGAUUUUGUGGAGUUGCUCAAUUAUUAGGUCCUGUCAUUAAGAGCAGGGAGCUUUUAUGUUAGCGUUGAGUUUGAAUAAUUGGAGGAUCAUUAUUAGGUUUUUGGAUGAAUUUUUUGUUGGAACACUUUGUAAUUUGUACCCUCCCAUUUUCUUUUUUCAGGGAAUAAUUUUGAAACCCUGUUUUUUCAAUUUCAAAUUAUAAUUUGGCA